GGAGGGGUUGAGCUAACCUGGGCCUCUCUGAGCUGUUUCCUGGCCUCCCCUGCUGGACAACCGCAGCACCGCAGCCCUUCCCCCGAAGGCCACGCCCCUCGCCCUUAGUGUUACCGCGUUGAGGCCCAGGCCUGUUGCCUGGAGCAAGAAUUGUAGCCUCCCAGCGAAGCUGCACCCAAGGCUGGAGGAGCAUUCAGGGCUAGUCAGGGAUUAUCACCAGAAUAACAUGCAAAGGACACCCCGCCCUACCGCGGAUUAGACGCUGUUGAUUUUUAAGGGCAAGACCGCUGCUCUUGGCAUGGAAGCCAAGGGCGGCAUAGUGGAGGCAUGGAGCCUGCCCCAAGCAGAAGGCCAGAGGAAUCUGUACUUUGUGGGUUUUGGGCCUGAAGACAGUGACAGCACUGGAGCUACCAGCAGCCCUUCAUGAGGGUCACGGCUGAGGGGAGUCCAGAGGAGAAAAGACAGUACUUAGGGUGGAGCAGGUUUUCCAACGUACAUCCCAAGCCACUCCCUGUCCCGGAGCACAGCCACUUCAAUCCCCGGGGGAACCAGCUUCUCAACAUGAACCAUUAUGCCACCAAGAAGAGUGUGGCAGAGAGCAUGCUGGAUGUGGCACUCUUUAUGUCCAACGCCACGAGGCUGAAAGUGGUGCUGGAGCAGGGCCAGUCCUCACAGUACUACACCACCCUCAUCGCCCUCAUCAGUCUCUCUCUGCUCCUGCAAAUAGUCAUUGGCAUUCUUCUUGUGGUCACUGCCAGGCUGAACCUGAAUGAACUAGAAAACCAGCGGCGUCUAAACCAGCUCAACAAUGCUGCCACCACCUUGGUCUUCAUUACUGUGGUCAUCAACAUUUUUAUCACUGCUUUUGGGGCACACAAGACAGGGUGAAUGGCUGCCAGGACCUCCAGCAAUCCUGUUUGUCCCUACCUAGGUCCCAGGAACUGGGUCUGGAACUGCUUCAGCCUUUGUCCCUGACCCGUCAGGCUAACUAGCACGUUCCACGGCCUCCAGGAGAGCUUCAAGGGCAACAAAAAUGCCCCCGCUUCCUGCCUGCAGCACCUGAGUUAAGUUUUACUGGGUGAUGUCAUCGCAUCUGGGUCUGGAGGCCUGAGCUUAGCCUCUGCAACAGCCACCCUUCCCUCCAGCAACAGUAACUGACUCUGCUAACUAAGUAAGGCAGUCUACAUGGCCUGCAGACUCUGGUUCUACUGCAUUCCUUCCCUCUGCUCCAAGCCUCAACUAUGCCUUCCUGCAAAAUGGGAAUCUAUCUAUAAAACUAUCUGAAAAUUCA
This is a messenger RNA of Mesocricetus auratus (golden hamster), 1291 nucleotides long. RefSeq names its product ninjurin 2 (gene Ninj2). NCBI's taxonomy places the organism in Eukaryota, Metazoa, Chordata, Mammalia, Rodentia, Cricetidae. The transcript is spliced from 4 exons. The coding region runs from base 424 to 888 and encodes 154 amino acids. Gene Ontology annotation, cellular component: membrane. The record is from RefSeq and is a predicted model, not a curated record. Gene Ontology annotation, biological process: tissue regeneration; cell adhesion.